AUGGACAAGAUGCAGCCUAAAACCCAGACCCAGAUUCCAAACUCGUCUAAACCCAUACAGGGACAGAAGAUGGUCUUCCGGAUUCCAAACUAUCGACCGAAGCAUGUCCUAUCACAGGGGUUCGAGGCAUCAUCUGAACAUGUCUAUCACUCCCGUCGCUCUCAUCGAAAAUCCCGCGCGGGCUGCGUGAACUGUAAGAAACGAAGAAUCAAGUGUGAUGAAUCGAAACCUAUUUGCAUUCGAUGCCAGAAACAUGGCGUUGAAUGUGACUACUCUGGCCGGUUACCCCGGCCCCAAAAGACCACGAAUAUCGUUUCCCAGUUCAUCAAAACCAACCCCGAGUUGAUGGCGAUCAAUUCCUUGGCAUCUUCGAUGUCUCUGAUAAUGGUUUCGGACAAGUUGAGCGAAUUGCUACGACCACCCUCCCCAACUGGUACCCCAUUACCAAAAUUACUCACAGACGCCUCGGCGUCAACCCGUACUAUAGAAGCAUUGCAUCAUUUCCAUACAGGCCCAGCCUUUUCAACAGAAGGCCAAACCAACGUCCGCAUAGUAAUGGGCAAAAUGGUCGAACUUGCAUUCGAAACCCCAUUCCUCAUGCACGCCAUAAUAGCCGCAGCAACAAGCCACCUCUGCACCCUCCUCCCAGACAACAAAGACUACCGCCUCGCCGAAGCCUACCACUGGCAACAAACAAUAACCCAAUAUGCAACCGAAGUCUCCACAAACAUCACCCGCCAAAACAUGGACAAGCUAUACUCCACCUGCAUGAUGAUCAGCAUGCACUCCUUCCUCCAAGAAACCUUCAACCCGCGCUCCUCCUUCGUCUUCUCCUCCACCCCAACAGCACUAACCUGGCUCCGCAUCCAAACAGGCCUGCGCUACCUCCUCGAGCGCACAAUCUCCUGGCUCCCGCAGAGCAUGUGGUGGACGGUCUUCAUGGAGUCGCGAGCCCCAACAGUCGACUUUGAAGACAAGCGGCCUGGUCGCGUGGGCCUUGAUCUGGAGUUGGCGGAUCUUUGUGGGAUUACGGAGGAUUCGACUAUUGAGUCGAAUCCGUAUCUUUGGCCAUUGCGUAUGCUUAUGGGGUUGUUGCCGCUUGAGCGGGGGACGGUCAGUUUUCAGACUUAUAAUACUUGGAUGGGGAGGCUGGAGACUCCGUUCUAUGAUUGUUUGGAUAGGAAGGAGGCGCCUGCGCUGGUUUUGUUGGCUUGGUGGUUGGGGCUUAUGUGUUCGGUUGAGGAGUGGUGGGUUGAGGUGAGGGUUCGCUCGGAGUGUACGGCUAUCUGUAUGUUUCUUGAGAGGAGUUGUGAUCCGCUUGUUUUGAAACUGUUCGGGUUUCCGGCGUCGUGUUGUGGGUAUUUGCUCGUGCAUGAGCAGGAACGAGGUAGGGUUCUUGAGUUGAAUUGA
Molecule: messenger RNA, 1410 nt
Organism: Penicillium paradoxum
Lineage: Eukaryota; Fungi; Ascomycota; Eurotiomycetes; Eurotiales; Aspergillaceae
Product: Zn(II)2Cys6 transcription factor domain-containing protein
Exons: 3
Coding region: 1-1410 (469 amino acids)
Biological process (GO): regulation of transcription by RNA polymerase II
Molecular function (GO): zinc ion binding; DNA-binding transcription activator activity, RNA polymerase II-specific
Source: RefSeq, a predicted model, not a curated record